This is a messenger RNA of Rotaria sp. Silwood1, 681 nucleotides long. The record is from the annotation of a GenBank genome assembly. Lineage: Eukaryota; Metazoa; Rotifera; Eurotatoria; Philodinida; Philodinidae.
AUGUCAGAAUAUAAAUUAUGUGUGUUUGGAUCUGGUGGUGUUGGUAAAUCAUGUUUAACUAUGCAAUUUGUUCAAGGUAUUUUUAUGCCAAAAUACGAUCCAACUAUAGAAGAUGUUUAUAAAAAAGUUGUUGAAAUUGAUGGAAGACAAUAUUCAUUAGAAAUUCUUGAUACUGCUGGAACAGAAGAAUUUUCAGCCAUGAGAGAUUUAUACGUUAAAAAUAGUCAUGGAUUUGUUCUUGUUUAUUCAAUAACAUCUCGAGCUACAUUCAAUGAUUUGGAUGAAUUCUAUAAUCGAAUAAUAAAUAAAAAAGAUGCUGAAAUUAAUGGUCAACCACCAUUAGUUCUUGUUGGAAAUAAAAGUGACUUAGAAGGUGAACGUGUGGUUCCACGUCAAGAUGGACAAGAAUUAGCAAGACGAUGGAAAUGUACUUUUCUUGAAACAUCAGCGAAAAAUCAAUCAAAUGUUAAAGAAAUCUUUUUUGAUCUGGUUCGACAAAUAAAUCGAGGAGCAAAUAAACCAAAUACUCGUACUCAAAGAGCACCCCAACGACAAAUGGCGCAAGAACCAACUAGAACCGGACAAAGUAGACCACCACCAGUUAAUCCUCGUUAUUCAGAGGAGUCAUCAAGAAAAAACAAAAGAAACAGAGAUCAUAAGGGCAACUGUAUUUUACUUUGA